Prunus armeniaca (apricot) is the source of this 1680-nucleotide messenger RNA. The record is from the annotation of a GenBank genome assembly. NCBI's taxonomy places the organism in Eukaryota, Viridiplantae, Streptophyta, Magnoliopsida, Rosales, Rosaceae.
AUGGCAGGUGGAAAAGAAGGACGAUCUUUGGAGGAAACACCAACUUGGGCAGUUGCUCUUGUUUGCUUUGUUUUGGUUUUGAUUUCAAUCCUCAUCGAAUACGUCAUUCAUUUGAUUGGAAAGUGGUUGACAAGGAAACACAAGCGAGCUCUCUAUGAAGCACUUGAGAAGAUCAAGUCAGAGCUCAUGCUGUUGGGGGCUGUUGGUGCCACUUGGCACCCAUGUAGUAAGAAGGAAGAGAUAGACGAUGAUAAAGACAAAAGUUCUUCUUCAGAUGGAGGCGACCGUAGACGGCUUCUCUCAGUUGCCGGUGCAGGGGCCCGGCGGGUUUUAGCCGCUGCUGGAAAGGACAAAUGUGCGGCCAAGAACAAAGUUCCAUUUGUGUCAUUUUACGGGAUCCACCAACUUCACAUACUCAUUUUCGUGCUAGCCGUCUUCCACGUGCUAUACUGCAUAAUCACUCUGGUUUUGGGCAGAGCAAAGAUGAGGAGGUGGAAAAUAUGGGAGUCGGAAACAAGGACAGCUGAUUACCAGUUCUCACAUGACCCAGAAAGAUUCAGAUUUGCUAGAGACACGUCAUUUGGAAGAAGACACUUGAGCUAUUGGAGCCGGUCUCCCAUCAGCUUAUGGAUUGUUUGCUUCUUCAGACAGUUUGUGAGAUCUGUGCCCAAGGUUGACUACCUGACUCUGCGCCAUGGAUUUAUCGUUGCACAUUUGGCACCUCAGAGCCAAGCCAAGUUUGAUUUCCAAAAGUACAUUAACAGGUCACUUGAAGAAGAUUUCAAGGUUGUGGUGGGGAUCAGCCCAACUAUCUGGUUCUUUGCUGUAGUGUUCCUGAUGUCUAAUACCCAUGGCUCCCGUUCUUAUCUGUGGCUGCCCUUUCUUCCAUUGAUUAUGAUCUUAUUAGUAGGGACAAAGCUUCAAGUUAUCAUAACCAAGAUGGGCCUCAAGUUGAAAGAAAGGGGAGAAGUUGUUAAGGGCACCCCAUUGGUUGAGCCUGGUGACCAUCUCUUCUGGUUCAACAACCCACGCCUCAUUCUCCAUCUCAUCCACUUUGUUCUCUUUCAGAAUGCAUUUCAACUUGCUUUCUUUGCAUGGACUUGGUAUGAAUUUGGCUUGAAGUCUUGCUUCCAUGAGAAGUUGGAAGACGUCAUUUUGAGAGUAUCAAUGGGGGUCAUCAUACAAAUACUAUGCAGCUAUGUAACUCUUCCUCUUUAUGCCUUGGUAACACAGAUGGGUUCAACUAUGAAGCCCACCAUCUUUAACGACAGAGUGGCAAAUGCUAUCAAAAAAUGGCACCUCUCGGCGAAGAAGCACUUAAAACACAACAAGAAUAGUCCAACCAGUGUACCAGGCACUCCCUUGCAUUCCAUGUCCCCUGUCCAUCUGCUGCGACACUAUCAAUCCGAGCACGACGUUGACAGUGUGCACACAUUGCAGAGAAUGUCUUAUUUUGAUGCCGACGGUCCAAACUCCUCGCCAUCUCCUCACCAAGAUGAUCUAUCUUGGUCUAACCAAGGUAGAAGCCAUGGCCAGGAGGAAGAGAUUAGUGCUCAUGAAUCUAACGCAGUGAACAAUCUGAUAGCUGGUUAUGGUUCUCGGAGUCAACAUGAAAUUCAAAUUCAUUCAGCAGAAUUCACAUUUGAGAGAUCAGAAAGGAGUUCAGAGAUUAAAAAGUAA